AUGAAGCCAGCAGAGAUCAGAUUCUCUCUACAGAGACCUCUACAGCACAGACAUCCAGACAUGGCACCUACAAUCACUUCAGCAAUGACCAACUCUCAGGAACAUCUGACUCUGACACACAAGCUCAGAAAGCCUCAGGUGGAGAAGUUACGCAGAGAGCGAAUCAACAGCAGCAUUGAGCAGCUCAAGUCUCUCCUGGGUCCAGAGUUCCUCAAACAAGAGCCAGACUCCAAGCUGGAGAAAGCAGACAUCCUGGAGAUGACAGUUUGUGUCCUCAGACGACUGCAGCAGCAGAAUCACCAGCAGAGAAGACUGCUGAACCACUUCAACAAGCUGCAGCCUUCCUCUGAUAAGAACCUGAGAGAGGCUGACUUCUCUCCUCUGAGCUCCACAGUCCAGACCAGCAACACCAAAGAGAAGAGUCCAGUCAACAGCGCCCCCUGGAGGCCGUGGUAGACGACAAGACUGAAGUUUCUACCAGACAAACUGAGACGACCACAUUGGUCAAAGAAUACUGGACUGAAAUCUAUGAGAUUUUAUGAAAAUGUUUUUCUUCAAUUCUUGUCAUGCAUGUUGCAUGAUCCAAAUCUAAUUGCUUCAGCAAUUGUUUUAUAUCACUGUACUUUAUGUAUAGCUGGUAUAUGAUCCGGUUACAUUUGUAAUCCUUUAAUAUGAUUGAUCAUACUGAACAAAAACAUUGACCUGUCCUAUUGAAGACAUAUUGUCAUCAAGGAUCUUCAUUUGAUAUUUCAUAACUGAUCUGUUAUAAGAUCUAAUUUCUUAUCCUUUCUUGUAAAGGUUUUCUUAACAUCACAUUUUUCUUGUGAUACUUUUAUUACUUCCUGCAUGUGAUACAUGUCUAUAUGUUUGACUGCACAUCAUGUGCAGCAACAAUGUGGAGGAAUUUAUUACCUCUUGAUAAUUAUUCUUCAUUUUUAAUUCAAUGAAAAU
Labrus mixtus (cuckoo wrasse) is the source of this 951-nucleotide messenger RNA. RefSeq names its product transcription factor HES-5-like. NCBI's taxonomy places the organism in Eukaryota, Metazoa, Chordata, Actinopteri, Labriformes, Labridae. Bases 1 to 456 code for a protein of 151 amino acids. Gene Ontology annotation, cellular component: nucleus. The record is from RefSeq and is a predicted model, not a curated record. The transcript is spliced from 2 exons. Gene Ontology annotation, biological process: anterior/posterior pattern specification; regulation of neurogenesis; regulation of transcription by RNA polymerase II. Gene Ontology annotation, molecular function: DNA-binding transcription factor activity, RNA polymerase II-specific; protein dimerization activity; RNA polymerase II cis-regulatory region sequence-specific DNA binding.